Molecule: messenger RNA, 1828 nt
Organism: Ornithorhynchus anatinus (platypus)
Lineage: Eukaryota; Metazoa; Chordata; Mammalia; Monotremata; Ornithorhynchidae
Product: retinol dehydrogenase 12-like
Exons: 7
Coding region: 252-1202 (316 amino acids)
Source: RefSeq, a predicted model, not a curated record
GCUCUGCACCUAGUAAGCGCUCAAUAAAUCCCACUGAAGGAACGAACGAACGUCUCCUCCGGGCCAGCGGCGGGAGUUUAGACUCCAUUUCCCAGGCUCCUCCAGCUGCCAGAUUUAGAUCGGAUUCUGGGCCGGGCUCGGUCGCCUAGAGGUCAGCUCUUAAGAACAGGAGGAACGAGAACAGCCCAGGGAGAGGAAUCAGGACAAACAGGAGGAGCGGCCGCCUCCUUCGCGAGAAGAGAGGAGCGGAGAUGAUCGGCGUCCUCGGCUCGGUGGCCCUCCUGGCUCUGCUCCUGACCAAGGCGGCUCCCUAUGUCAGGAAGUUUUUUGCAGGAGGAGUGUGUAGGUCAACGGUGCGGCUGCACGGGAAGGUGGCCGUGAUCACGGGGGCCAACACCGGCAUCGGGAAGGAGACGGCCAGAGACCUGGCUCGCAGAGGAGCCCGGGUGAUCAUCGCCUGCCGGGACGUUCUGAAGGGCGAGUCGGCGGCCGGCGAGAUCCGAGCCGAGACGGGGAACCGGCAGGUGCUGGUGCGGAAGCUGGACCUGGCCGACACCAAGUCCAUCCGGGCCUUCGCCGACCGUUUCCUGGCUGAGGAGAAGCAGCUCCACAUCCUGAUCAACAACGCGGGGGUGAUGAUGUGCCCCUACUCCAAGACCGCCGACGGCUUUGAGAUGCACCUGGGAGUCAACCAUCUGGGCCACUUCCUCCUGACCCACCUGCUGCUGGGUCGCCUGAAGGAGUCGGCCCCGGCCCGGGUGGUGAACGUGUCUUCCCUGGCCCACGUAAUCGGCAAGAUCCGCUUCCACGACCUGCAGGGAGAGAAGUAUUAUUACUCCAACAUGGCCUACUGCCACAGCAAGCUGGCCAACAUCCUCUUCACCCGCGAGCUGGCCCGGAGGCUUCAAGGCACCGGAGUCACCACGUACGCGCUUCACCCGGGCGUGGUCCAGUCCGAGCUGGUCCGGCAUUCGCUUCUCAUGUGCCUGGUUUGGCGACUCUUCUCCUUCUUCGUCAAGUCAUCCCAAGAGGGAGCCCAGACCAGCCUGCACUGCGCCGUGGCCGAGAACCUGGAAGCCCUGAGCGGAGAAUAUUUCAGUGACUGCAAACGGGCCCCGGUGUCAGCCCGGGGUCGAAACGGCGCCACGGCCCGGCGCCUCUGGGAGGUCAGCUGCGAGCUUCUGGGCAUCGAGUGGGAGUGACGGCCGACAGGCGGAGGGACGGGGUCCCGCCUGCCCAAGCCCGCCCCCGGGACCGGCCCGGGGCCGAAGGAGGAGGCGGGACACCGAAGGCCCGGCUGGAGUUCGGGCCGCCCGUCUGCCUCCCCAGGCCAACCCCCGCUCUCCGAAAUACCCUUGAUCCCGGAUGCCGCCUCCUCCCUCCUUCCCGGUUCCCCGGCGUUCAGCGACGCCGCUGAGGCCGGCGCGUCCCCGCCCGAUUUCUUCCCGAAGAUCGGGGAGCUCCUCGUUCCGGUAGGGGCCUCUCAGAGGGUCGGUCCGCCGGGGCCCCGUGGCCCGCUCGUCCACCGUCCUCUCCCAGUGGCUCCUGCCAACCGAGGGUGGCUUCCAGGAGCGUCAGAGGGCAGCCUCGGCGAGAGCUCCGCCGGCCGCCCCGGCCACCGGCCGGGAGUUCGGAGCCUGCUGGCCCGAGGUAGGGGCCGGUCCCGGCUUCAGAGUCACUGCCGAUGGGGGUCCUUGCUGAACGGGAGCCACGAUCUGACCGCUUCCUCUGAUCGGCGAGUGACCGCUGCAGUGAAGACAGACGUCCUUGCUCUUCUAAACCGUGAGAUCCGUAGGGGGAAGAAAAUAAAGGCCAAAUGGGAACUCUU